AACGACGACUUACAACGAGCAGUCCAUUCUUUCGAAGGCUCUACUCAAAUCUGUCAUCAUGAGGCGUAAUGAAUUUUCCAGUUCCUCCCUAAAAAUGAAUAUUUUGUACCCAAAUUAGGAACACUUUUUCACUAGCGAAAACUGAGGUGAUAUGGAGAAACCAUAUAAGAAUUCUGGAAAUGGGUUGAUCGAAUUCUUCAAGAGGGAGUUGGGUUUUUCUCCCCCUUCAACUUUCUCCAGCCGCAUCUCUGCUUCGCAGAGCCUGGUCAAGCGGAUGGAUCUAUAUGGUAAACUGAAUGGUCAUCAAGGAUGUGUAAAUACCAUUGAGUUCAACUCCAGUGGUGACCUUCUCGUGUCAGGUUCUGAUGACAAACAAAUAAUAUUUUGGGAUUGGGCAGCACAGAAAUUAAAAUUUGUAUAUCCAUCUGGUCACUUGGACAAUAUAUUCCAGGCCAGAAUCAUGCCAUUCACAGAUGAUCGCAAAAUAGUAACUUCAUCUGCCGAUUGUCAGGUCAGGCUUGGCGAGGUGUUGGAGAAUGGUCAGCUAGAGACAAAGAGAUUGGCCAAGCACCAAGGUCGUGUGCACAAUCUUGCUGUGGAACCCGGAAGUCCUUAUAUAUUUUAUAGCUGCGGCGAAGAUGGCUUUGUCCAACACUAUGAUUUACGGAGUAAAUCCGCUACGAAGCUUUUCAAUUGCUCAUCGUUCACAGAAGACAAGCAGUCUUCAAGCAGUAAUAUUGGGCUAAAUGCAAUUGUCAUCGACCCAAGGAAUCCUAAUUAUUUUGGUGUAGGAGGUGCUGAUGCGUAUGCACGUGUUUAUGACAUAAGAAAGUACCAAUUAGGUGCCUCAACUAAAGAAGGAAGCCCCUUCAACACGUUUUGCCCUCGUCACUUGAUUCGGACAAACGAUGUUCAUAUUACAGCACUGGCUUACUCCCACACAAGUGAACUGCUCAUCUCCUACAAUGACGAGCUCAUAUAUUUGUUCCAAAAAAAUUUGGGAUUGGGCCCUAAUCCCUUCGCUUCACAGCCUGAAGAUUUGCAAAAAUUGGUAGAAGUACAAACUUAUUCUGGUCAUCGGAAUUCACAGACAGUUAAAGGUGUGAAUUUCUUUGGUCCAAAUGAUGAAUACGUCUUAAGCGGGUCAGAUUGUGGUCAUGUGUUUAUCUGGAAGAAGAAGGGAGCAGAACUUGUUCGUUUGAUGGUUGGCGAUAGACACAUUGUAAAUCAGCUGGAGCCCCACCCCAUCAUUCCUGUCCUUGCCACCUGUGGACUAGAGAAGAGCAUAAAGCUCUGGGCUCCAUCUACGAAUGUUUCCGAACCUCUGCCUGAAAAUGUUCUCGAGAUAAUGGAAGCUAAUAAAAGAGGGCGAGAGGACCAUUCACGGGUGUCUCUCACUCCCGACGUGAUCAUGCAUGUUCUGCGUCUGCACCGGAGGCAAGCGCAGGUGUACAUUGAAAGAAGAUAUAACAGAGAGGAUAUUGAGAGUGAUGAAGACGGUGAAGGGGGAGCUUACGUUUUGGGAUUUUCAGAUGGCGAGGCUUCUGAGGACAACGGGGUUCCGCGAGAGUGUAUUAUUAGCUAGUGAUAUUGUGAACUUGUAUUGGUAAUAAAGGAAAUCACCAUCUUUCUCACUGUUUUCGUAUAAUUCCAAGUCAUCUUAUCAAUGUGGACUUCUUGGAAAUGACUUUGUGAGGAUUAAUAUCCAACCAAGAAUCAAGCUAUUGGAAAGGUUUUGGACGAAGAUGAUGUGUAUCCACGAUAUCUUUCAUCUAUAGCACGAUUUGAAGUAUCA
This is a messenger RNA of Olea europaea var. sylvestris, 1795 nucleotides long. RefSeq names its product DDB1- and CUL4-associated factor 8. The record is from RefSeq and is a predicted model, not a curated record. Gene Ontology annotation, molecular function: protein binding. Gene Ontology annotation, cellular component: cytoplasm; Cul4-RING E3 ubiquitin ligase complex. The transcript has 6 exons. NCBI's taxonomy places the organism in Eukaryota, Viridiplantae, Streptophyta, Magnoliopsida, Lamiales, Oleaceae. Bases 152 to 1585 code for a protein of 477 amino acids.